This is a messenger RNA of Gadus macrocephalus (Pacific cod), 1844 nucleotides long. RefSeq names its product phosphatidylcholine transfer protein (gene pctp). The transcript has 6 exons. Gene Ontology annotation, molecular function: phosphatidylcholine intramembrane carrier activity; phosphatidylcholine binding. NCBI's taxonomy places the organism in Eukaryota, Metazoa, Chordata, Actinopteri, Gadiformes, Gadidae. Bases 78 to 719 code for a protein of 213 amino acids. The record is from RefSeq and is a predicted model, not a curated record.
UCUGAACGACUCGCCGUACCCCCCACAGCACGCCAUACGCCCGGACCCUGGGAUCUGAAUCGUUCCAGCUUGGAAACAUGUCGCUGCACUUCGGAGAGGAGGAAUUUGACAGCGCAUGGAGGGAGCUGGAUGAGCCACAGCUGGAAGGAGGCUGGGAGCUGUUCACCGAGAACAUGGGUGUCAAAAUUUACCGGCUCCUUGACAAGGAGACGGGGCUCUACGAGUACAAGAUCAUAGGCGUGCUGAGCGCCUGCCCAGCCCAGCAGUGUGCGGACGUCUACAUGGACCUGGCCUACCGGAAGCAGUGGGACAGCUACGUCAAAGAGCUGCAGGAGAAGGAGUUUGAGGGCCACAAAGCUAUCUACUGGGAGGUGAAAUACCCCUUCCCCCUGUCGAACCGGGACUACGUGUACAUCAGGGAGCGACGGGACAUCCAGGUCGAAGGUCGCACCAUCCACGUGGUUCUGGCCCGGAGCUCCCCCAACACGCCCCUGGCGGAGAAGAGCAGCGUGAUGCGGGUCAAGGACUACAAGCAGAGCCUCGCCAUGGAAACGGACGGCGCCGGCGGGACCAAAGUGUUCAUGAACUACUUUGACAACCCUGGAGGAAUGAUCCCGACCUGGCUGGUUAACUGGGCGGCUAAGAGCGGCGUCCCAGGUUUCCUGACGGACAUGAAGAAGGCGUGUAAUAACUACGACGGCCACUGCCAGAAGAAGUGAGGACUCCGGCGAUGGAAGCUGCAGCUGCAUCUUCAAUCUGUCAUCACGUGAAUAAGAGGAGGGCGUUUUAGGGUGUCGCGCUGGGAUUCAACACUCCGAUGGGCCUCAACUCAAUUUGAAUUGGCGUCCUGCCGCAGAGAAAAGGGCCGGUCUGCGAGCCAAUCGAAACGCAGUAUUGGGCGGUAUCGCCGCCCUCAUCCCAAACCAAUCGGAUAGUUCUGACAUGCUGCCCCCCCCAAUACAAAUGCAGUGAUUCCCUGUAGAAAUAGCUGUGUUCGUCAGCAGUUAUUAUUAUAGUUAUUAUUACCAUUAUGUUUUGAUUAUAGUUACUUAUUUCAGCAGUAAAAGUAAGCGAUUGUGGUGGGGUGGUGGUGUAUUGCAAUAUGCUGUUAAGUGGCCUGAGCAUGCAAGUGAGCAUGCUGGAUCUGUUGCCCUUUAUUAAGGGUUUGUAUGAACUCAAAGCACUUCCAUGUUCUGUUUGCCCUGUGUAUUCCUCUCUGCAUUCAGACCCGGAGCGCGUUGGCUUACUACUGUUUUUAGUUAUUUUAUGUUUGGGUUUGUUUCGCUAGGUGUAGGGUUAGGGUUAGGGUUAGGGUCAGGGUCAGGGUGCAGGGAUCUUUUGUCAUUGGGAAAUUCCUAAUCUGCGUCUGUUUAUAUCAAAUGGAAUAAUUGAUUUUUCUAGUGGAAUAGUUACAUUUCUUGAUGAAAAGUGAAAACAGUAGACUAGGUUUUAAUCUUUUUUAAUUGGAUUAAGCAAACAGUCUUUAUAGUCUGGUUGUGCACUGAAAACUAGCUGGAUAACUGGAAGUCCCCUCUAAAGUUUACCUAUUAGAUUUCAUGAAACUGAUGACAGUCAGAUAACACAGUAGCCUAGGCAACAUGAUUCUGCUGGAUGAUCUUUCUUUUAUACUUGAAUGAUUUGAGCCGAUGGCAUUGGUAAGCCUGAUCACGAAAUUACAGCAUCAGGCCAUGAUUGCUUCACGGAAAUAAAUUAUUGUAUUAUUACUGUGGAUGCAUUGUUUUGAAUGAAUGUAAAAAUGUUUAAUCAACGUAUGUGAUAGUUUGACAAACACUCCAAAUCGUGUUAUUGAUACAUUGGAUUCCUCCAUUAAAUUGUAUUUUACU